This is a messenger RNA of Danio aesculapii, 1764 nucleotides long. RefSeq names its product purine nucleoside phosphorylase 4a (gene pnp4a). NCBI's taxonomy places the organism in Eukaryota, Metazoa, Chordata, Actinopteri, Cypriniformes, Danionidae. The record is from RefSeq and is a predicted model, not a curated record. Gene Ontology annotation, biological process: nucleoside metabolic process. Gene Ontology annotation, molecular function: purine-nucleoside phosphorylase activity. The transcript has 6 exons. Bases 65 to 940 code for a protein of 291 amino acids. Gene Ontology annotation, cellular component: cytoplasm.
UCUCAUUCACAGACUGCUCAAAUCCAGUAUCACUCUUCUGUUGUAAACUUUCUCGAACAUCAGCAUGCAUAGUAAAGACCAAAUCUGCCAUGAGGACUACCAGAGGGCGGCAGACUGGCUUCUGUCCCAGACACAGCACAGACCUAAAGUAGCCAUCAUUUGUGGUUCUGGACUGGGCAUGUUGGCGGAUGGGCUCAAGUGCCAGGACUCGUUCAAAUAUUCUGACAUCCCUGGCUUUCCUCAAAGCACAGUGAAGGGUCAUGCUGGACGGCUGGUUUUCGGGGAGCUCAAAGGGAAGACCUGUGUGUGCAUGCAGGGCCGAUUCCACAUGUAUGAGGGACACUCACUAAGCAAGGUCACAUUUCCAGUAAGAGUGUUCAAGCUCUUAGGUGUCGACACUCUGAUUGUUACUAACGCUGCGGGGUCAUUAGCGGACAGUUAUAAUUGCGGUGAUAUUAUGAUCAUACGUGACCACAUUAACUUCCCUGGACUCGCUGGACUGAAUCCUCUCAAUGGGCCUAAUGAUGAAAAGUUUGGGCCACGAUUUCCACCCAUGUCUGGGGUUUACGACAGAGGCCUGCGGAAGAUGGCGCUGGACAUCUGUAAGAGCAUGGGUGUCUCUCAGUAUGUUCAAGAGGGCGUCUAUUGUAUGGUGGGGGGACCCAAUUUUGAGAGCAUCGCUGAAGCCCGACUGCUGCACAGACUGGGAGUGGAUGCAGUUGGAAUGAGUACAGCACCGGAAGUGUUGGUUGCCAGUCACUGUGGCAUAAGAGUCUUCGGUCUCUCUCUCAUCACUAACAAAGUGGUCAAAAGCUAUGAGGACAAUGAGACUGUCAAUCACGAAGCUGUGCUGGAAGUGAGCAAAAUGCGUUCAGAGACGCUGCAGGCUCUCGUCACGGAGCUCAUCAGCCGCAUGGACAUCAACAACAACACAGCAUGAUGACAUCAGCAGCACUGCACCUGCCAGUCAAAACCUCAUCCACAAGAACCUGCAGCUACACCGUGAUCAUCUUUUCAAUACUUCAUGUUUCAAUAGCACACGCCUUUAAAUAUUUAAGAUUUUACUAUUUAUGAGAUCUCAAAAAUGAUCUGAUGGUGCCUUAACAACAAGCUUAUUAUUCUUUUGGUGCUGAUCUUUUUUGUUUGUAAAAGUUUGUGAAUGCAUCUGUAUAUACAUGAUUGCGUAAUGUUAAGAUCUUUUAAUAUGCAGUAAAAUGUUUUAUGAGCUGAUAUUCCUAUUAAAGUUUUCCAAUGUUGAUAUUUUGAUGAUAAACUUGGAUAUUUGAAUCUUAUGCUAUUUAUAAUAUGUAUUUUUUUUCUCUUUGCAUUGCAUUUUGUAUAAUCUUCUCUUGUAUAAAACAAAAAGCAUAAUCUGAUCUAUAAUUCAAGAAUGUCAGCAAAAAAUGUGUAUUUUGAAAAGUAUAUUUUACAUAUACAGUGUAUAUUAAUAACUAUUAUGCAAAUCACGGUUACUUCUUAAUUUAACAUAACAAAUGUUAUUUAAAGCAUAAAAUAAAAAUUGGUCAAAAUAAAAUGCCAUGUUUUCAGACAUGUUCUUGUGUACUUUUAGACAACACAAUGGCAAUGUUUCGAAAUAUAUGGUGGAGAACCCUGAUUUUUAAUCACCUCGAAUGCUUGUUAUUUUGACCAACAGUGAUUUCUAUGUGGAAAAAUGCCUUAAAUGUAUUAUUAUUAUUUUGUAUUUGAAAUUUGUAAGAAAAGUGAUGAGAUCUUUAUAGAAUAAAACAAACUGUAUUCAAACAC